AUGGAGGCGCAGAUGGAGAAAGCAGAAGUUCGAUACCAGCAAGCUCGCCAGCGACUGGUGAGGAAGCUAGAAGAGGGUAAGGACAAGCCCGCCGACGCCAAGCCGCAUAGUCCCCACAUUCAGCCAUCAGAAGAUCAUCCUAUCGAUGAGGCAGAGGCCUUGCCGCCCGAGGACCACAAGCAUCAGCAUCACAAGCACCUCCACAGGGAGCCCAAGAAUGCGGGUGCUCUGCCAGACAAGGUGGUCUCCAGACAGCGCUGGGUGGCUGCAAGGAACACAGAGAAGCGAGCCCGUGAGUCUGCCAAGCGUGCCCGCGAGAUGCUUCGCCACAGGCAGCGGGACCGAAAGAUGGAGUCGGGGUAUGUGUCGCAGGACGUGGAGGCCACGACUCCAGAAGAGCCCGCUCCUGCUCCGCGAGCUCCAGCCGCCAGCGCCAGUCCAGAGACCGUCUCGCAGGGUGCACAGAACCUCGCGACACGGCUGAAGUCCGUAUAUGAGCGUGAGACGUCGGCUGUGGACAAGCGCCAGGCGCUGCUGAAGGUGGUUACUUGCGGGCGGGAGAACUACUACACUUUCAAGCCUGAAGAUGUCGUCUCGGACUUGUCAAAGCGCGGCUUUAUCGACGAGAAGUUGGCAACCGAGUUUGCCGCCCUCAUCAAGGACGAGACCUUAAAGCCAACAGCGCACCAAGUUCCCUUCGAGGAGUGGCUGGACCGUGCAAAGAAGGUCAGCCAGAUGGAGCGGCUUGAUGAUGCUCCCUUCAAGGCCGACGAGGCAGCUUACUUGGGGCACUUGGACGGUCGGCAGCUGGCCGUGGCCGAGGCGGAGUUGGAGGCCGCUGAGGCUCAGCUGGAGAUCGCCAUGAAGGCGGCGCAGGCUGCAUCGACCCGUUAUGAGCAGGCAGUGGCGGCCAGUGGUAUUGAUCACGCAACGCUCGAAGAAACGGAGCAAGCAGAUUUUGAUCUCAGCGUGAAUGAGGCUGAACGUUUUGAUGCUGAGCACAGCCACGACAAGUUCGAGUCCCACGGGAGCAAGAACGCGGGUGCUCUUCCAGACAAAGUUGUUUCCAGAGAUCGUUGGUUGGCAGCUCGGAGCACCGAGGAGCGUGCACGUGAAGCGCAUAAGAAGGCCCGUGAUGUCGGCCGCAUCAGUGCCCGUGAUGCGAAGCUUGAAGCAGCCGAAGUAUCAGUUCCGGCGUAA
Symbiodinium natans is the source of this 1200-nucleotide messenger RNA. NCBI's taxonomy places the organism in Eukaryota, Dinophyceae, Suessiales, Symbiodiniaceae. The record is from the annotation of a GenBank genome assembly.